Protobothrops mucrosquamatus (brown spotted pit viper) is the source of this 607-nucleotide messenger RNA. It is a transcript of the gene POLR2F, whose product is annotated as RNA polymerase II subunit F. Lineage: Eukaryota; Metazoa; Chordata; Lepidosauria; Squamata; Viperidae. Gene Ontology annotation, biological process: DNA-templated transcription. The transcript is spliced from 5 exons. The record is from RefSeq and is a predicted model, not a curated record. Gene Ontology annotation, cellular component: RNA polymerase III complex; RNA polymerase I complex; nucleus. Gene Ontology annotation, molecular function: DNA-directed RNA polymerase activity; DNA binding. The coding region runs from base 139 to 522 and encodes 127 amino acids.
GCUCUGCGUGCUCUUUGACGGGAAGUGCGUGAGUUUGUUUUCCUUCGCGUGCUCGCCGGUGGGGAUAUUCCCGGCUUCUUCACGUCUCCCGUGAAUUGUGAUCGCGAGAGUCUGUUCUGAACGAGGGAAGGCCUCAACAUGUCGGACAACGAGGAUAAUUUUGAUGGAGAUGAUUUUGAUGAUGUGGAAGAAGAUGAAGGACUUGAUGAUCUAGAAAAUGUUGAGGAGGAGGGUCAGGAAAAUGUGGAAAUCUUGCCAUCUGGAGAGCGACAACAGGCAAAUCAGAAGCGGAUCACUACUCCUUACAUGACCAAAUAUGAGCGGGCCAGAGUUCUUGGUACCCGUGCCCUCCAGAUAGCGAUGUGUGCCCCAGUAAUGGUAGAGCUUGAAGGAGAAAGAGAUCCCUUGCUGAUUGCAAUGAAAGAACUGAAAGCUCGGAAGAUUCCUAUAAUUAUCCGCAGGUACCUGCCGGAUGGAAGUUAUGAAGACUGGGGUGUAGAUGAACUAAUUAUCACAGAUUAAAUGUCUUCUGUGCUCCAACUCGAACUUUUAUGGAAUGCACAUAUGGAUAUAUAUUAUAUAUUGUGUAAAUAAAUACCAAAAUCCC